AUGUCACUCCGUGUAAGAUCGGUGUGCACAGCUGGACCUUACUCUGCCACGUCACCCCAAACCGUAUAUAACCCAAUCCCACCCGAUCAUCCUCGCUCAGUUCCCAAAAACCUUCGACGCGCGAAAAGAAAAGAGAGACCUCCAUUUGACUCCACUCCAAUGUCUUCCUCCUCCUCCUCCUUCUCCCCCGCCACGCUCACCACCGAGCAAGAACUCUCCGUCAUCGUCGCCGCGCUUACCAACGUCGUCGCCGGCUCCACCUCCUCCGAUGCUGUCUCCCUCCCGGACUUCCGCCUCCCUCACACCUCCCAGCCUCUCGCCGCAACCACCUUCGACCGGAUAGUCCCGCCGCCCACCACGUGUCGCGAGUGCAACAUCGCUGGCUGCUUGGGCUGCAACUUCUUCCCCGAGGAGAAAAAGAAACAAAAGAGGGCCAAGAAGAAAUACAGAGGCGUCAGGCAGAGACCCUGGGGCAAGUGGGCGGCGGAGAUUCGUGACCCUCGCCGUGCGGCCCGGGUCUGGCUCGGAACUUUCAACACGGCCGAGGAGGCCGCCCGGGCCUACGACAAGGCCGCCAUCGAGUUCCGCGGCCCACGGGCCAAGCUCAAUUUUCCCUUAGUGGACGAGUCCUUAAGCAUGCAGCAGAGCGAGCCAGAGAGGGUUGCAGCGGAAGAGCAGAUAAAGAACGAGAAUCUCAACCACGGCAUGGAAAUGAACAAGGAUGCCGAAUUCUGGGACAGGAUUUGGGAAGCGGAUUUUCAUCAGCUGAUGAUGGAAUUUACUGGAGAUUCUUCCGACUCCGCCACUGGGAACACCCUUAGUGGAGCCCACCGUGCAUCACCUGAAGAGGUUAGAUGUUGUCGUGUGGCGUGCACUGGGAGAGUGGCUGCUGAUUCUCUUACCGAGUCCUAA
Molecule: messenger RNA, 912 nt
Organism: Sphenostylis stenocarpa
Lineage: Eukaryota; Viridiplantae; Streptophyta; Magnoliopsida; Fabales; Fabaceae
Source: the annotation of a GenBank genome assembly